This is a messenger RNA of Salvelinus sp. IW2-2015, 819 nucleotides long. The record is from RefSeq and is a predicted model, not a curated record. NCBI's taxonomy places the organism in Eukaryota, Metazoa, Chordata, Actinopteri, Salmoniformes, Salmonidae.
UCCUGUAAUGGCGACCUUGUUCCCAGAAUGCCUCACGGCAUAUCCCCCACGUGAAAGCGUCUCUGGGAUGGCGUUACCCAUGGAGGUCAGACUUCGUCUCUGCGGUCAACUCCAGUGUUACACAGGAACUGGGACCACAGUACGACUGGGUCUAACACGGUCAGAGUUUGUGUCCAGGCUAGAAUCCCUGAGGUCCGCUGGCUGGCUGGACAGACUAACGGUAGCCACGGCAACCCAGUUCACCCUCUACAGCCCCCCCACCAACCUGUUCAACAGUGUGAACCUGAUGGCCGAGAGAUUACCUGGUGGAGCUUUGCACACCUCCGCCCAUGUCCAGUCAGCUAGGGUCUACCAUUCACCUACUGUGUGGGACUACUUCAGUAUGGCAUGUCAGCUCCUUUUCCUCCUCGUCUCUCUGGUCCAGCUCGUCCUCCAGAUCUGUUCUGCUGGAGAGAAAGGCAUGCUGGGAUACUUGAGAGACCCCCAGAGUUGGCUCCAGGUGAGAGAGAACCCCCUCCCUUCUCUCAUACAGUAUAUACAGCAAUACAUUCUCUGUAAAUCUGGGUUUGCUCACUGUAGUUGUCUGAGUUCUCUUUUUAUCGUUUGAUUGUGAUCAAGCUAGCCUCUUCAUACUCAGUCCUAAGCAAACCACACUGAACUUUAUACCCUACAAACAUUUCUCUCAGUAGGAAUUUUCUUUCUGUUUGUUUAGCAAUAAUAGGUCAGUUUGCCCUUCUCUCUGUCUCCCUCCAGGUCAGUAUACUCCUGGUAACCCUUCUCUCUGUCUCCCUCCAGGCCAGUAUACUCCUGGUAACCCUU